Messenger RNA from Ziziphus jujuba (common jujube), 804 nucleotides. Its product is annotated as protein transport protein yos1. Bases 215 to 445 code for a protein of 76 amino acids. Gene Ontology annotation, biological process: endoplasmic reticulum to Golgi vesicle-mediated transport. Lineage: Eukaryota; Viridiplantae; Streptophyta; Magnoliopsida; Rosales; Rhamnaceae. Gene Ontology annotation, cellular component: endoplasmic reticulum membrane; COPII-coated ER to Golgi transport vesicle; Golgi membrane. The transcript has 3 exons. The record is from RefSeq and is a predicted model, not a curated record.
UAUAUGCUGUGAGCCGAUAAAAACCGUAAGUCUGUCUUCCUCUUCCUUCGCGAGACGGUUUUUUGGCAGAGUGAAUCUCGGUCACACCGAAAUCAAGGGCUGCGAUCAUAUCAACCUCGUUUUUUAGGUGUGGAUUUCUGAUCCUUUGAUUAGCUUGGUGAAAUAGAGUUUCCCUAGAAUGAACCACCUCUAGACAUCAAUUAAAUGAAGGAAAAUGGGUUUCUGGACUUUAGUGGAAGGCUUGCUGCUGUUUGCAAACGCAUUGGCAAUACUAAAUGAGGACCGGUUCCUUGCUCCAAGAAGGUGGACUCUUUUAGAAAUUCAGGGGAGGAGAAAUACACUGAAGGGGCAGAUUAUUGGGCUAAUACAUGCAUGCCAAUAUUUAAGACUACCCCUCAUCAUUCUCAAUAUUAUAGCUAUUUGUUCCAAGCUGGUUUUCGGGUGAGGGGGAUGAGAGUAAGAGAUGCACUGAUUGUAAAAUUCAAUAUUAUAUAUGAAUAAUGUGGAUUGUUACAGAAAUUUGGCUUGUUGAAAUUCAAUCAAACAAAUUUUAGUCAGAAGUUAUAGUCAGAUGUUUAUAAACUUAGCGGUGGUUCUUCAUUGAAAUCAUCUUCACAGUUAACCCUUUGUUACUUUCUUCAGGUCUGUUUAGUUGUUUACAGUUGAUUGUUGGGGCAUUUGGUACUUGGCGUCGGUUUGCUCAUUUUGGUUCAGUUUAAUGUUUGAUGGUGUAAACUAGCAUUCAUUUAUCUAGCAUUGCGCAGACUAUACGUAUAAUACUAUAUAUUUAGUUUUCUUUCUUUA